CACUCCACUCAUCCUCGCAUCAAAACUUUAAAUAUUUAACUCAUAUUUAACUAUUAUAAACUAUUAUAUAAAAUAUAACUAUUAUAACUAUUGAUAUUUUUAACUCAUAAACUACCCGCCCAAAAUCGAUUUUUUUUGAUCAACGAAAGUAUUUUAUUAUUAUAAUCGAAACUACCUGCAAAAGAAUUGUCAGAAAAUACUUAUAAAAUAUAAAUAAAGCAACAAUUAUGGUGAUGUGUGUUGGAUAUAGAGGUUAUUUGUAAACCCUCCAUGCCUGCAGAAACAAAAUCAUAACUUUACUACAUAACUACACCCGUACUGCUUGAGCAAUAAUACCUACCUUAAGGUUUAUCUCAUCUAUAUAAAAUAUAAAGUAUCUAUUUUACUCACUCUCACCAUUAAGAAAAUGUUUGAAUAAAACAUUAUUGAUGGUUCAGUGUACAUAAAGACUAUUAAAUCUUUCCAUUUUUCGUUCGUACGACGACUAUCCAAAUAUCUGCUAUCAUUUGAAGUCACUGAACUAUAACCUUCAAACAAUAAUGAGGACAUCGUUAUAUUUAGCGAAUUUUUAUUGUCGACUGUUGGCUGUGGCGAUCGUUGACUUUGAUUCUCCUCAUUAUUGUUUUCAUCUGCAGAUAGUGGUUGUACGACAUGAGCAGAUGAGGUCCUUUUUCUUUUAACUCUUCUAUUGAGUUCUACUUCUUCUAAUGGGUGUAAGCUUGUUCGUCUUUGACUGAUAGCGUCGGAUGAUUGCGGAUUUGUGUUUGGCAAAUCAUCUGGAUUCUGUGAAACUAAAAAAUAAAAAAUAAAAAUAUAUAAAUGUUUUGGAUACCGUUGAAUUUUCUAAUUACUUUUUCAAGUAAUCUUUAGUUUGAAUUUAUGUACGAAAUUGGAGGGGCUGGCGAGGGGGCUGAACUGUUGAGCCCCCCUCCUUGGCGUUGAGCCUGCAGACGCUGUAGUAUACUGUAUACCUAAUAGUACCUAUCAAAAUAUGGAUAGUAAAUAGAUGUCAAUAAAAAAGUGGAAAAAUAUUUCAAAUCAAAGUGGAAAACCUAAUUAGAAUUCACAGGAUUAUUUUUUAUAUUAAAACUAUUUUAAGUCCGUAUGUCUUGAACAUUGAAUUCAAUUCUACAUUUCUACAUAACUACACAAUACGAGUACCGGAGUACAUCUAUAUACGACUGUACGAGUAUGUUAUAUAAUAUACAUUUACGUUACCUAAACUGCGUUAUAAGUAUGUAUAUAUUAUAAAUAGUAUAUUUUACGCAAUAAACAAAAAAUGUAUUAUAUUAUUGGCAGCUACAAUUAGUACAAUACAAUUCAGUCUAGAUGCAAGCUAAUGAUAUACAUAAAAUACUAUAUCAUGCAGUUGGUAAAUGACACUUGUUUAAAUACUCAAAACAGAGGAACGUGUCACGCGAUAACACUUUUUUGUGUUAUAUUGCUUAUCGUUAUUGUAAUAAACAAUACUCUGUUUUAUUUUAUACUUUAGAAAAUUACCUAGUAUUUACCAUUUUUGAAAUAUUUUAAUUAUAUUUAUGUAUAGUCAAUAAAUUAUCUUAUAUUUAUCUAUAUCACCGGAUUAUUAUAACCAUGUUGAAUAAAGCGUCAUUAGCAAUCAAAUACUUGUUAUUUGUCUUCAAUUUGAUAAUAUUUUUGAGUGGAAUUUUACUUUUAUCGGUUGGAUUAUCAAUUCGCAACGUUUACAAUCAAUAUGAGCAAUUUUUAACAGAGCACUAUUUUACUGUGCCGUCUUUAUUAAUUAUAGUAGGUAUCACUGUUCUAACAGUAUCAUUCUUUGGAUGUUGUGGUACAUUAAAGGAAAACAAUUGUAUGAUGAUUACCUUCGGAUUUCUUUUAGCAUCGUGUUUUAUAAUGGAAAUCGUAGGUGGUUUAGCUGGUUUUAUAUUAUUGGAAAAAACUCAUUCUGUAGUAACUUCAAAACUACACGAAACUAUGAUGUUUUAUAACAAAACCACGCACAUAACACAUAUAUGGGAUGGACUUCAAACAUCUUUACAUUGUUGUGGAGCUGAGAAAUUGGAUGACUGGUAUCCCAUACUUAAAGACAAAUUACCCAUGUCUUGUUGUGGAUCAUAUGAUGGAGUAAUAAAUCAUCAAAAUUGUACUGCAUCUGAACCCACUAUUUACCAGCAACCAUGUUAUGUAUCAUUGUCAAAAAUUGUAAAAGAAAAUGCCAGUACGUUGAGUGGUGUUACUAUAGGAAUAGCGUUUCUGCAGUUGGUGGGUAUAAUGCUGUCAUGCUCAUUAUCGAAAUCUAUUCAAAAAAGUUAUAAACAAGUUUGAAAUCUUAUUGUGUACUUUCAAAAUAUUUACUUUUAAUUAAUGUAGCUUUUUUUUUUUUAUAAAAUUAUGAAGACGUAAAUAAUAUGUAUGUUAGAAAUUAUUAUUUAUUUAUUUAUAUACCAAAGAUAUAAACUAAUAAUACAUUUAAAUGUGUUUUAUGUAUAAAGUUUUUAAAAAUAAUAAAUGUACUUAUUAAAUAAGUGGCGCUGAUCACUAUAUCUAUAA
Molecule: messenger RNA, 2532 nt
Organism: Rhopalosiphum maidis (corn leaf aphid)
Lineage: Eukaryota; Metazoa; Arthropoda; Insecta; Hemiptera; Aphididae
Product: CD63 antigen-like
Exons: 8
Coding region: 1594-2307 (237 amino acids)
Cellular component (GO): membrane
Source: RefSeq, a predicted model, not a curated record